ACUUCUUCUUCUUCUUCUUCUUCUCUCUCUCUCUCUCUCUCUCUCAUGUCAAACCACACAGUGGAAUCAAGUACAGUGGAAACCAGUGAUGGAGUAAAACUCCACACAAAGGCUUUUAAGCCCAAAGAAGAGAUCAAAGACGAUGAUGGUCUGGUGGUUGUUCUGGUCCACCCCUUCUCUAUCUUGGGUGGCUGCCAAGCCCUCUUGAGGGGAAUAGCUUCUGGCUUAGCUGACAACGGUUACAAAGCUGUCACCAUGGACAUGAGAGGAGCCGGAAAGUCAACCGGAAGAGCCUCUCUCACCGGAUUCUCUGAAAUCAAAGAUGUUAUUGCUGUCUGCAACUGGGUUCGUGACCAUCUCCUCGGGCAGAGGAUUUUGUUGGUGGGUUCUUCUGCAGGUGCACCAAUUGCAGGGUCUGCGGUUGAUCAAAUUGAACAUGUUGUGGGGUAUGUAAGUUUGGGGUACCCUUUUGGAAUGAUGGCCUCAGUCCUAUUUGGAAGACACCACAAAGCUAUUUUAGCAUCACCAAAGCCAAAACUCUUUGUAAUGGGGACUAAGGAUGGGUUCACAAGUGUGAAGCAACUGAACAACAAGUUGUCCUCUGCUGCAGGACGAGUUGAAACUCACCUGCUAGAAGGUGUAAGCCACUUCGAAAUGGAAGGUCCUGCUUAUGAUGCUCAGAUGGUGAAUCUCAUCCUUAAGUUUAUUGCAUCAUUGUAGGAUAUUAUUUAAGAAUUCUCGGUGAAAAUAGAUCGUUUCGUGUCAUUUUAUGAAAUAGUUUUCUGAUAAUUUUUUGCAAAAUAACUUCUCGAUAUGACGAUGAGUGUAUCGGGAGAAUCAUUUUGCAAAAAAUUAUCAAAACUAGGCCAUUCAACAAAGUGACUAGGAGUUUGUGGUUGGACAAAGUAGAGUAGGAGUCUCUUUAACUUCAAGUUCAAAUUAUUUGAUUUUUAACUCUGCCUUUUGUGUGUACUUGCUAACUAUUUAUGGUCUGUAAUAUGCAGGAAGUUGGGAAGUUUUGGUA
Humulus lupulus (European hop) is the source of this 1024-nucleotide messenger RNA. RefSeq lists its product as uncharacterized. The record is from RefSeq and is a predicted model, not a curated record. The transcript has 2 exons. Bases 46 to 720 code for a protein of 224 amino acids. NCBI's taxonomy places the organism in Eukaryota, Viridiplantae, Streptophyta, Magnoliopsida, Rosales, Cannabaceae.